This is a messenger RNA of Microcebus murinus (gray mouse lemur), 3122 nucleotides long. NCBI's taxonomy places the organism in Eukaryota, Metazoa, Chordata, Mammalia, Primates, Cheirogaleidae. The record is from RefSeq and is a predicted model, not a curated record.
UUCAAAUUUAAUACUUUCAAAGGGCAGUGAAAACUGAAGACCCACAACUCCCCAAAAUGAAAAGGAAAAGAAGAAAAGCCUAUAGAAAAUGGAGAAUCCUGAAUACUACCAUAUGCACAUCUCAGCCUGCUGGUCAAGCAUGCCAAGAAAAUAUAAAAGAUCUUGAAAAGGAAGUCAAAGGAGACACCUUGGAGGCUGUGUUUCAUCAGACUGGGACAUUAGGGAAAUCUAAGGAAAAUGGAGAUGAACAGACAUCUGCUUCUAUGAAUGGAAAGCAGAAUUCCUCUUUUCUCCCCAAAGAUAAGAAACAACAUCCAUCUGACAGCAAAGUACGUAGUGGGAAGGAAAAUGAUGAUCCUCCUUCAACUAUCUCUCAUCAACCAAAGAAAAUCUUACCAGUGGUCAUAUUUAAUGACUGUGAAGAAUCAUUAUCAGGAAAAAUUACACUACAGGAUUUCCCAAGCACAGCAGAAGCCUCUAAACCAGCAAAAGGCAAAUAUACUACAGAAGUGAAAUGCGGGGCUUUCCAUGUGAAAGUAGAAAUCAAGAAAAGCUUUUUCUGUAAAACAGGAAUGCAGUUCCCAACAAAAACGAGAUGUUCAAACUGUCACCAGCGUUUCUCUGUCAGACACAAUCAGAGAUGCUACGCUUCUGGGAAUUACUUUCCCAAAUACAAGAAUAUAUCAGUGAAAGAACCAAAACCGGAGGUGCCAUCUAAAUAUCAAGGAGAAAUCACCAGAACUGAUAGCCCCUUGCUGAAAGUAAGCAUUGCGGGAAAAGAAAUUAAAGUUAAAUACACGAGUAAGAAACAGAAUAUAUUAAUUAAUAUAACUCAUCCUAAAAGAAAAGAAAAGAUAACUAAAUACAGAGACGUUUCCUCCAAUCACACCACUAAAGAAUCUUCCAGGUCUCUUUCACAGUCUGGUGCUAGGCACCCUGAAAACAGGCAGCUUGAAAACAAGCAUCAGAGCUCAGACUGUAUGCAUGUCUCUCCUCCUAUUGUGCUUCCUGUCCAGAAGGAGAAGAAUGUUGAUACGGUUGUGGUUUCUCUAACCGCAACUCCAGAGAGAGAGAAAAAUAACCCUGACACAUUACCUUCAGUCCUAGAUGACUGUGAAGUAGGAUCUGCCAUCUCUCAGCAGAAGGUCUUGAAAAUGAGUCAGGACGCCCCCCAAAUGAACCAUUUCUCUGAGGCUGAGACCUUUCUCAAAACCAUUCUUUCUACUUCACAAAAUACCCUAAAGACCACAAGUUUAAGUAAUACAGAUUUAACGAAAAUGCCUUUUGAGAAUCCUAAGGAUAUCUAUAAAGAGAGAAAAAUGAACUUUGAUAUCUUGGAAAAUAUCACAUCAGACUCACACAUACAACAAAGCACAGAAAGAAUAAAUAAUUUGCCAAGUACUAUUACCGACAUCUUUCCAUUUCAAAAUGGCAAAGACUCCAACUUUUGUUCUUUGUCUUCUCUGAAUAUGCAGCUUGUAGGAGAAAAAGCAGCCAACGUCUAUUGUGAAGGCAGCCAAACUUCACCUGCAGAAUGCUGUGAGGACUCAAAUUCUCUGUCUUUUGCUUCCAGUCAAAAUGCUCUACAGCCUUGCACCUCAUUCAGUCCAUCUCACUGGGCCACCAGGUAUUCAGAUCCUAAAGAAAUUCCUGGGGACACAGUUUCCUUUAAUCACUGUACCACAGUUUCCUUUAAUCACUGUACCGAAUCUGUGCUAGAUUAUGAGAAGGAGCAUGUUGAUGUGACUGACAGAGACUUUAACAAAGCCAUUGUACACAGUGACUCUCAUGCAAAUGCACAGCAACUAUUGGAAAGGAAAAGUACAGAGUGUCCAACUUUCAGGCCUGCACCCUGCAGCAGCCCAGCUGCUGGGAGUCCACAUGACAGUAUUAGCCCCAGCACCGUGGAAUGGAAUCAAACAGAGUCCCAGGCAAGUCAUUCAGAGACAGCAGCCCCCAGCAAAGCGAAAGCACCUGGCAUGACCUUCAUAACUGAUGAGUUAGAGCAGAGAUUAAUUACUCAAAAUGAUAAAGAAGUCACAGCUGAUUCUAAUUGUCCCAUGGGAAAAAGAAACCCUAAAGAGUUACCCAGAUCUCUGGAAAAUGUUGAAAAAGACAAAUGUCAGAUAAUACCAUUGGUAGCAAAUGGAAGCCACAGAGAUUUUGAAGACCUAUCAAAUGAGAAUCAUGAUGAAGUGUUUUUUCAAAUGGAUUUUUCACUGAACACUGCUGAGUCCAACUGGGCAGUGUCUGCUACAGAUAACCUGUUUCUUACUGAGAAAAUACUGUCCAAUGAUGUAGACCAAUAUGGUUGCCAAGAUAAGAAAAGCUUUAGACUAACUGGUUUUAAACAGGAGCCAGAAGAGUACCCAAGGACUACCUCAACAAUGGUGAAUUCUGAAGGAGAUGAGAGCAAAAAUGACUCAAAGGAAAAUUACUAUCACCAAAUAGAGGUAUUUCUGUCUCCUCAGAAGCAAAAGACUUUAAAAGAUUGGAAUUUGGAAAUAAAUAAUCUCCGAAAGUUAUCUCAGGAGUUGGCUCCAAGAGGUGCAAGAGCCAGUGAUGGUUCCCAGGAAGAAGCAAUAGACCAGUGGGCCAGGAGAAGGCAGCAAUUCAGAGAUGGCAAGAGAUACAGCUCAGCAGGGGAGAGUUCAUUUGCCAGCAAUAUCACCGAAGGAUCCAUCACCUCAGAAGAUGGCCGUUCUGUGGAUUUCGGCUUUCGAGUUGAUAUUGAGGAAAAAGGAUUCUACACAGAAAAUUUUCAUUCGGCAGCAUGGGUUUUCCGAGGGGAUGAUGGGAAUCCUGAGGACAGUCCCAGAUGUCUCAGUAAAAAACCUCGACCAGUAGCUGGUAAGAACUCUACAAUUAUGUGUAAAAGACCAUGCUUCGGGAUGCAAGUAACCUUGGAAAGCAUUUUCUGCAUCCUUCUGGUUGUGGAAGCAUUCUCCCUACACAAAGUUGUCGAGAUGCUUGAAGAAGUGGUAUCGGUUGGCGAGAGAAGUCAGGUGAAUAUGGCAGAUAAGGCAAAACUUCAUAGCCCAAUUUGUUCAACUUUUGAAGCGUUGGUUGUGCAACAUGUGGUCAGGUGUUGUCGUCAAGAAAAACCGGAUCCUUUCAGUUGA